Molecule: messenger RNA, 530 nt
Organism: Lobosporangium transversale
Lineage: Eukaryota; Fungi; Mortierellomycota; Mortierellomycetes; Mortierellales; Mortierellaceae
Exons: 2
Coding region: 56-352 (98 amino acids)
Source: RefSeq, a predicted model, not a curated record
AAAUACCUUACAACACUUAACAAGAUUCUCGAAUCUCCAUUAUCCAUUAUACGUCAUGAAGCUCUUAAUCACCGCUGUCAUUUCCGUAGUCGCUGCCGCCUUAGUUGUGGUCACCCCUAGGGCAGACGCUAGCCCAAUCCUCUUUAAAGGCCCCGAGAAAGUAGACAUCCCGCCAGGUGAAGGUGGGCCAAUCCCCUUCAAGAGCUCCGAGAGAGUAGAUAUCCCGCCAGGUGAAGGUGGGCCAAUCCCCUUCAAAGGUCCCGAGAAAGUAGACAUCCCGCCAGGUGAAGGUGGGCCAAUCCCCUUCAAGAGCUCUGAGAAAGAAGCCAGGGAUCCCCUUCAAGGGCUCUGAAAAAGUAGCCAUUCCACGAAGUGAAGGUGGCCUAAUCCCAUUUUAGGGCAAAAAAGCAGAGCACAUCCCAGUCUCUCGGACGCAGAGUCUACCCCUGUCAUCAGACAUCAAAGAAGCAAGCAUACCACUCAUGAAAUUGCUAACUGUAUAAAAUUAUUUGAACCUCUACUUCGAUAAU